Stegodyphus dumicola is the source of this 2712-nucleotide messenger RNA. RefSeq names its product transport and Golgi organization 2 homolog. Gene Ontology annotation, biological process: Golgi organization; protein secretion. NCBI's taxonomy places the organism in Eukaryota, Metazoa, Arthropoda, Arachnida, Araneae, Eresidae. The record is from RefSeq and is a predicted model, not a curated record. Gene Ontology annotation, cellular component: Golgi apparatus.
UUUCCCUUGAUGUAUUAUAGGUAUGGAUGUAGAACCUGGAAAAGAAGGUGGUACAUGGCUUGCUAUGAAGAAAAAUGGAAAGAUUGGUGCAUUAUUGAAUAUCCUGCAGCCUGAUAAUGAAAUACUCCCUGAUAAGAAAGGCAGAGGUUUUUUAGCUGUUGAUUAUGUAGUUGGUCAGAAAGAAUGUUUUAGUUACUUACAUGAUAUAAGUUUGGAGAAAGAAAACUAUAAUGGAUUUUUAUUAGUCUUAAUGGAUCUUAGUUGUUUCAAAACUCCACAAAUAGCAUAUUUUACCAAUGCAUCGUCACAACCACCUGUUACUAUCGGACCAGGAAUUCAUGCAUUUGGUAACAGUAUUACUCCUGAAACACCUUGGCCUAAAGUGACUAAAGCAAAAGAAAAGUUCACAGAAGUUGUAAAGAAAAAUCCGUCUGUUGCAACUAAGGAUGUUCUAGUAGACGAAUUAUUUGCUUUGCUUCGCGAUCGCUCAUGCUACAGCCUUGAUGAAAAUAUGAAAAAGCAAGGGAAAAGUAAAACAUCUAUGUUUCUGGACAAACUUAGUGCUAUAUUUGUCAACAUUCCUGAAUCAAAUUAUGGUAGUAGAUGUCAUACUGUGAUCUUAGUUGAUGGAUCCAAAAAUGUUGAUUAUUUUGAACGCAGUCGAAAUGAGAAGUUACCACCAGAAACUGAUGAAGAAUGGAUUUUAUGUCAUUAUAAUUUCAAAUUAUCGUAAUCACAUAUACUUAAUAAACCACAUGUCAAGAGACAUAGAAUUAAUUUUUCUACAGCUCAGCUUAGUUAUAAAAGUGAGAUUAAGUAUGUGAUAAAAAAAUAAUGAGUGAUUUAGAAAAGUGAAAUUAUGUGUGUGAUAAAAUAAGUGAGAUUAAGUAAGUGAUGGAAAAAAGGUGAUUAAGUAAGUGAUAAAAGAAAGUGAGAUUGAGUAAGUCAUAAAAAAAGUGAGAUUAAAAGAUGUAUCUGAGUGAAAAUUUAGUUUUCAAAUUUUACUGAAAAUAUCUUUGUGCAAAUAUAUUUAUUCAUUUAUUUGUCAUUGUUAUUUAAAUAUUUAAAUUUUUGAUGUAUUCUACAUUUCUUGUAAGGAUUUUUACCCUUGCAUAUUGCUAAAUUUUUAUUAGUUUCUCUACAAAUAUGCACAAGGGUCAGAAUUUGAUGAAAUAUUCAGAUAGUUUUGUUUGAAUCUGAUUUAUUUACGUUUUUAUUAUAUUUUAUUUGAAUAUGAACUUUUUUUCUUCAAUAAGUACCCAGAGUGCAGUAUUUGUUACAUAUGUAGCCUAUUGCAUUUAUUCAGUAAGUAAUUAUCUCUUUAAAAAUUAAAUAGAAUAAUUGUUAAUAAUUUUAUCUUAAGAUACUGAUAAUUAUUGCUUUUAUUUAAUUAUCAGUAAAUGGUUAAUAUUUACUUUCAUUUAAAUGUAAUGUUUUUUAUAUUAUAAAAAGGUCUUCAGGGUCUUUCAAAUCAAACUGCUUGUUUGUUAUAUUUAACGAGUCAGAAGCACAAAAUAUUCAGGUCUAAAGAUUAUUUCUGAUCGUUUUGGAAUAGGUUAUACUACAGUCAUGCAGUGAAAACACCAAAAGUUCAAGGCAAAACAGGAUUCUGCUGCUGUGGUGCUUCUGUUGCUAUAAUCUACUAGCUGUCUUGAUUGUCAUAGCUUAGUUGGAAAUCUUUAGUGGGAAGGAUAGUUGUAAUCUAUCCCUUGUACUAAAGAAAGAAAAUAUGUGAGGAAUAAUUACUUAUAUACCCUCAAAAAAUAAAAAAUUAGACUUUCCCUUAUCCGUUUUGUAUACAGCUUUGCCUAUUUGUCCUCGAAGGAUUAUUUUAUUAUCUUUAUAUAUGCUCGCAACAAACACAUUAGUAAACUUGUUUGCUCUCAAAACCCAAUGAUCUGAAUGAAGCUAAGCAAUGCACAGAACUCCACCUAAAUGAAUUAGCUCAUUCAAGUUGCUUGUUACGCUUUCAUUAGUCAAUCUACCAGCUCGAAAUAGAAUAUGCUUUCUCUUGUUUAAAUUUCAGUUCAAAUGAAAAGAGGGCAAAAUUUUGAUAUUGCUUAUCAUACGAGUGAAAUAUAUAAAAGAGUGCGAUCACAGAUUUACAAAAAUCCAGAAUCAUUAUUCUUCGCGUCUGCAGUCCACAGGUUAAACUUGUUUACAAUACAUGUAACUGAAUGCUGCUCAGAAGGGAUUACUAAAUCUUUUGGAUAAUUUUACAAAAAUUAUUUAACUCACAUAGUAACAGCCCAUAACAAUGGGAAGUAUUAAAGAAAAUCAUUUAAAUUUCUGAGUACUUGUCUGCAGGAGUGCGACAUUUGUACAAAAUAUUCCUAGAAUAAUAGAUAGAGAUAAUAGAUCAAGAUUACGUUUAAAUUUGACUUGGAAAACAUGUGAAGAAAAAAACAGCUUUAUAUGGAUGCAUUCAAAUGUAUUUUGAUACUGAUUAAAUAAUGUUGACUAAUAUUAAUUGCAGACUCUUACAACAUGAUACUAUAUAUAACUCUUAUACAAGUGCACUACUGCAACAUUGCCAAGCUACUAUUGAUAUAACAUUCCAUAGUCUGUGUGGUCUUACUCAUACAAAAAAUAAAUUCCUGAGAUUUGAUAAUUAGCAAACAUUAACUGAUUCUAAAAAUUAGGACAUAAUUCCAGAAUUUGCAUCAAAUGCAUAAAAAUGACAAAGAAAAUAAAAACUUUCAGGCAAAUCAA